Messenger RNA from Cariama cristata (Red-legged seriema), 2322 nucleotides. It is a transcript of the gene SLC5A11, whose product is annotated as solute carrier family 5 (sodium/inositol cotransporter), member 11. Gene Ontology annotation, biological process: transmembrane transport. NCBI's taxonomy places the organism in Eukaryota, Metazoa, Chordata, Aves, Cariamiformes, Cariamidae. The coding region runs from base 274 to 2322 and encodes 682 amino acids. The record is from RefSeq and is a predicted model, not a curated record. Gene Ontology annotation, cellular component: plasma membrane. Gene Ontology annotation, molecular function: D-glucose:sodium symporter activity. The transcript is spliced from 16 exons.
CUGAUAGUGAAAAUAAUACACUUCUCACCAGAGCCACGGGACACCGAAAGAGUAACUUCGGGCAAUUAGUUUAACUUUGACUAUAAAUAUUCCUUCUCAUUCCUUGUGACACCGUUAACAGCUCCGCUGGCAAAUCCCGAUUCUCUGGCAAUAUUUAAGCUGCCUGUCAGUUGGCAGAGGCUUGGUGGUGCCCGGCGCAGGGAACAGAAUGAGACCCGGCUGAGCGCAAUAUAUGCAUCGAGAAAAAGAAGCACUCCACCUGCGUAAGAAACCAUGGAGAGCACCAGCAGCGCCCCGUCCUCUGUGACCCCGCCGUGGGAUGUGUUUCCCCAGAAGACGCUGGACUCCAUAGACAUUGCUGUUCUUGUGCUGUACUUCCUAUUCGUCCUCGCAGUCGGGCUCUGGUCCAUGUGGAAGACGCAGCGCAGCACUGUAAAGGGCUACUUUCUAGCUGGAGGACAGAUGGUUUGGUGGCCUGUGGGAGCAUCUCUGUUUGCCAGCAACGUUGGAAGUGGCCACUUCAUCGGCCUGGCUGGGUCGGGAGCUGCCUCGGGAAUUGCUGCAACAGCCUACGAGUGGAACGGGAUGUUUUGUGUUUUGGUGCUGGCCUGGCUAUUCCUUCCAAUUUACAUAGCAGCAGGAGUUACCACCAUGCCAGAGUACUUGCGGAAACGUUUUGGAGGUAAAAGAAUUCAGAUGUUCCUGGCGAUUCUCUACUUGUUCAUCUAUAUCUUUACCAAAAUAUCAGUCGAUAUGUACGCUGGGGCACUCUUCAUUCAGCAAGCCUUACACUGGGACCUCUACAUCGCUGUGGCAGGGGUUCUGGCGAACAACGGCUUGCGGGCAAUCACAGCCGUUUACACUGUUGCGGGUGGCCUGGCAGCUGUGAUAUACACAGACGCUCUGCAAACGCUCAUCAUGCUGAUUGGGGCUGUGACUCUCAUGGUCUUCAGCUUUGUUGAAGUUGGCGGUCUUGAAGGUUUGCAGACAAAAUACUUUGAUGCCAUUCCCAGCACUCGCAAGGAAAACAGUAGCUGCGGCUUGCCAAGAGAAGAUGCUUUUCACAUUUUCCGAGACCCUGUUAACUCUGAUCUUCCCUGGCCAGGAGUUUUGGUGGGAAUGACCAUCCCUUCCCUGUGGUACUGGUGUACGGAUCAGGUCAUCGUUCAGAGGUCCCUUGCUGCUAAAAACCUCUCUCAUGCCAAAGGAGGCUCCUUGAUGACCUCCUACUUGAAAAUUUUGCCCCUCUUUAUGAUGGUAAUGCCAGGCAUGAUCAGCCGAAUUCUCUUCCCAGAUCUGGUGGCUUGUGCAGAUGCGGAAGUUUGCCGAAAAAUCUGUGGCAACCCAUCUGGCUGUUCCGAUAUUGCUUAUCCUAAGCUGGUCAUUGAACUUCUGCCUGUAGGACUCAGGGGCCUGAUGAUGUCAGUGAUGAUAGCAGCUCUCAUGUCCUCCCUGACUUCCAUCUUUAAUAGUGCCAGCACCAUUUUCACCAUGGACCUCUGGAAACACUUCCGUCCUCGUUGCUCUGAGUGGGAACUCAUGAUCGUUGGCAGGGUCUUUGUGCUGCUGCUCACUGUGGUCUCCAUCCUUUGGAUCCCACUGGUACAGGCUGGCCAGGGAGGGCAGCUCUUUAUUUACAUCCAGUCAAUCAGCUCCUACCUGCAGCCUCCGGUGGCAAUGGUGUUUAUCAUGGGUUGCUUCUGGAAAAGAGCAAAUGAAAAGGGCGCGUUCUGGGGCCUGGUGAUUGGGCUGAUGCUGGGCGUCAUUCGGCUGGUGCUGGACUUCAUCUACCCAGAGCCCCAGUGCGGCGAGAUCGACGUCCGACCAAGCGUGGUGAAGUACAUGCACUACCUCUACUUCUCCAUGGUCCUGGCCGCGAUCUCCACGCUCACUGUGCUGGUCGUGAGCAUGCUCACAGAACCGCCCUCGGCAGAAAUGAUAAGUCGGCUUACCUGGUUCACACGUGGGGAUCCACCAGUCAAGAAAGACCUAGCAGUCAGCCCUUCCCCUGAUGCUGCAAAAGGAGUGUGUGAAGCUGAGCGUCCCGCUCUCCAGAUUGAUAUAAGCAUUGCUUCUGAAAAUAGUUCAAAUGAUAAUAAAUGUACGACCACCGCUGAAGGGAACUCGAAGCUGAUGACCGCCUUUCUGUGGCUCUGCGGGAUGGAGCGCAAAGAGGAAAAUGCCAAGAAUGCGGCGCCGACUAAACUCGAGCCGCUUCCCAUGGCUUCCCUGGAGGAGAAACCGCUGGUGAAACACGUCCUGAACAUCAACUUGCUAUUAUGUGUAUGUGCUGGGCUCUUUCUCUGGGCCUACUUCGCGUAG